AUGGCGCCCUUGAAAGUCCUUAUCAUUGGCGGAGGGAUUUCAGGCCCUGCUCUCGCCUACUGGUUGUCACGAAUCGGCGCCAACAUCACCCUCAUCGAGCGCUCUCCCCAGAUGCGAGCCAGGGGCCAACAGGUGGAUAUUCGCGCACACGCCGUGCCCAUGAUGAAGAAGAUGGGCAUCGAAGACGCCGUGCGAGCGGCGUCCGUCCACGAACCAGGCACGCAGCUCAUUGACGUACACGGUCGAACCAAGGCAUUCUUCCCGGCCACCCGUGACGGUUCCGGGAGGCAGAGUUUCACGUCCGAAUAUGAGAUUCUGCGCGGCGAUCUGGUUCAGAUCCUGUACGGACUCACCGAGGGACGGCAAAACGUGAAGCACCUGUUCAGUAUCACCGUCGACAGCUUCACCCAGGAUGAAGAGAGCAAUCCCAACGGCAAGGUCCACGUGAGCUUCCGAGACGGUCGCAAGGAGGACUUUGAUCUUGUUGUCGGCACCGAUGGAUCCGGUUCGAGAACACGCAAGAUAAUGCUGGGUCCGGAGGCUCCAGACCCGCGCUAUCCUCUCGGCGGUCAUAUUGGGUAUUUCAGCAUCCCAUCGAAGGUGAGAGACUCGGACCGGGCGACGUUCUGCCAUUUGCCCGGCCGAGUGGCCCACAUCGUUGGGACGAGAAAGGACCGCCCAGGUCUGACUCGCGUGUACAUGCUUAUGUAUGGCAAAGACGCCGGGCUCGAGGCGGCGUAUCAAUCUGGGAGUCCAGCGGAGCUCAGGAAGGUAUGGGCCGAUCUGUAUCAGGGGGGUGGAUGGGAGUGUGAUCGAUUCACGGACGCAUUGCGACAUUCCCCAGAGGCAGAUGACUUUUACUGCACACCGUUCGAGGAGGUCCGACUUCCCGAGGGGUCCUGGUCGAAAGGUCGAGUGGUGCUGGUCGGCGACUCGGCGCACUGCCAGACGGCUGGCGGUCUCGGGAGUACGUGGGGUCUCGUAGGGUCGUAUAUCCUGGCAGGAGAGAUUGCAACCCAAUACGAGAAAGACAUGUCAUUGCCGACAACAGCUGUGGUGCAGGCGGCGCAGAAUUACGAGGAAAAGUUCCGGCCCAUAGCCACGUCAACACACGGCGGUACCGAGAGAGUUGGAUUUCUGCUCUUUCCCAGAUCGAGACCCGGAAUCUGGCUUCUGCAUUUGCUCGCAAGGUUGGCAGCGUACCUCCGGCUUGAUGAGAGGGUUGGUAUGUUCGGCGGUGAGACGUUGAAAUGGCAUGUCCCAGAGUAUCCUCCUUUGGAAACGGCGCAGAUUCCAGCCUGA
Messenger RNA from Cladophialophora psammophila CBS 110553, 1302 nucleotides. RefSeq lists its product as uncharacterized. Gene Ontology annotation, molecular function: FAD binding. Lineage: Eukaryota; Fungi; Ascomycota; Eurotiomycetes; Chaetothyriales; Herpotrichiellaceae. The record is from RefSeq and is a predicted model, not a curated record. Bases 1 to 1302 code for a protein of 433 amino acids. The transcript has a single exon.